AUGCAGCAGUCUAUAGUGUUCUUUUAUCAUUUUUUCUUUCUUUUUUCUUUCUUUUCCAUUCUUUCUUUCUUUUUUUCUUUCUUUUUCAUGCAGAAGUUUACACUGUUCUUUUCUUUCAUUUCCUUUCCUUUCUUUCUUUCUUUCUUUCUUUCUUUCUUUCUUUCUUUCUUUCUUUCUUUCUUUCUUUCUUAUCCAGAACUUGAUCUUUUCUUUAAUUUUCUUUCUUUCCCUUCUUUUCGUUCUUCCUUUCUUAUGCAGAAGUCUAUAGUUUUCUUUAUCAUUUUUCUUUCUUUUUCCUUUCUUUCUUUUUCCUUUCUUUCUUUCUUUCUUUCUUUCUUUCUUUCUUAUCCAGAACUUAAUCCUUUCUUUCAUUUUCUUUCUUUCCCUUCUCUUCGUUAUUUCUUUCUUAUGCAGCAGUCUAUAGUUUUCUUUAUCAUUUUUCUUUCUUUUUCCUUUCUUUUACAUUCUUUCUUUCUUUCUUUCUUUCUUUCUUUCUUUCUUUCUUUCUUAUCCAGAACUUAA
Molecule: messenger RNA, 522 nt
Organism: Acanthosepion pharaonis
Lineage: Eukaryota; Metazoa; Mollusca; Cephalopoda; Sepiida; Sepiidae
Source: the annotation of a GenBank genome assembly